GAAUCUAGUUCUAGUGCUGGGAACCCGGUUUCCUUGGAAAACAAAAGAUCAAUCUUCAAUCUCUUAAACCCUAAAUACCAAAACCCCCAUAUCUAGGAAAGGUGCGAACUUCAUCACUCCUUCCCCAAAGAAACUCUCCCCACCGUCGUGUAAUGGCGGGUCCUCUGCUUCGCUCCAUUUGGUCAUCCGCCAGAAGGUCUAUCUCUUCUUCUUCCUCCUCCUCUUCUGGCCGGCGACCCUUCUUCAAUCCCUACUUAUCCUCCCGAGUUGCUCCUUUGCUUUCUCGCCCUCCCGGUGCCACUCGAGCUUUCGCUGCCGCCCCUGCCUCGGCGGCCUCCGCCACAUCAUCGUCGCCCAAUUCGGCAUUGGAUCCCAGCAGAUUGAGGAACGUGGCAGUGAUAGCUCAUGUCGACCAUGGGAAGACUACCCUUAUGGACCGUCUGCUCAGGCAAUGCGGCGCCGAUAUACCCCAUGAGCGUGCCAUGGAUUCCAUCAGCCUCGAGCGCGAACGGGGCAUCACUAUCUCUUCAAAGGUUACAUCUAUUGCAUGGAAGGAAAAUGAACUAAACAUGGUUGAUACGCCUGGACAUGCAGACUUUGGGGGUGAAGUAUGUUUCUUGCAUUUAUUUGUCGAAGUCGAACGGGUUGUUGGAAUGGUUGAAGGAGCAAUUUUAGUAGUAGAUGCUGGUGAAGGUCCACUUGCACAAACAAAAUUUGUUCUUGCCAAAGCAUUGAAGUACGGGAUAAGACCUAUCUUACUUCUGAAUAAGGUAGACAGACCUGCAGUUUCUGAAGAAAGGUGUAACGAGGUUGAGAGCUUGGUUUUUGAUCUUUUUGCAAAUCUUGGUGCCACAGAGGAGCAACUAGAUUUUCCUGUGCUCUAUGCUUCUGCUAAAGAAGGAUGGGCAUCCUCCACCUACACAAAGGAUCCUCCUACUGAAGCAAAAAAUAUGUCAGAGCUGCUCGAUGCUGUCAUUAGGCAUGUUCCUCCACCCAAUGCAAGCAUUGAUGCUCCAUUCCAGAUGCUGGUUUCCAUGAUGGAGAAAGAUUUCUACCUUGGCCGAAUCUUAACUGGACGCGUCUUUUCUGGGGUUGUCCGUGUUGGUGACAGAGUGCAUGGACUGCGUUGUACAGAUUCAGGGGCAGAGAAGAUUGAAGAAGGAAAGGUCAAGUAUCUUGUUCUGAAUGCAUACUUUACUCAAUAUGAACAUAAAUCAUACACAUCUAUGAUUAUAAAGCUAAUGAAGAAGAAAGGUACAAGUAUGAUUCUCAUUGACGCUGCUGGAGCUGGUGAUAUUAUAUCAAUGGCUGGAAUGGCAAGUCCAUCAAUAGGCCAUACAAUAGCAAACGUGGAGGUAGCAACUGCAUUACCCACAGUUGAACUGGAUCCUCCUACAAUUUCCAUGACGUUUGGUGUAAAUGACUCUCCGUUGGCCGGUCGAGACGGUACCCACUUGACUGGUGGAAAAAUUGGUGAUCGUUUGAUGGCCGAAGCUGAAACAAAUCUUGCCAUAAAUGUGCUUCCUGCAGUAGGGGAGUCAUAUGAAGUGCAAGGGAGAGGAGAACUUCAACUAGGUAUUUUGAUUGAGAAUAUGAGGCGUGAAGGAUUUGAGUUGUCAGUUUCUCCACCAAGAGUCAUGUAUAAAACUGAAAGUGGCCAGAAGCUUGAGCCCAUUGAAGAAGUCACGAUUGAGGUAAACGAUGAACAUGUGGGAUUGGUCAUGGAAGCUCUAUCGCAUAGGAGAGCUGAGGUUGUUGAUAUGGGUCCUGUACCUGGAAAUUUUGGAAGGACCAGGCUGUCCUUAACAUGUCCAUCUAGGGGCCUGGUUGGUUACAGGAGUGUGUUCAGUAGUGACACGCGUGGAACUGGAUUCAUGCAUCGUGCCUUCCUGACAUAUGCAAAAUUCCGGGGUCCAUUAGGAAAUGUCCGGAAGGGUGUUUUGGUAUCUAUGGGAUUUGGUACGAUCACAGCUCAUGCAUUGGUCGGUUUGGAACCUCGUGGGAUACUCUUCAUUGGCCCAGGAGUUGACACGUAUGAUGGCAUGAUUGUGGGCGAACAUACACGGGAUACCGAUCUAGAUGUCAACCCAGUAAGGGCCAAGGAACUGAGCAAUAUGCGAUCUGCUAACAAGGAUGAAAACGUUAGGCUAUCUCCGCCCCGCCUGAUGACCCUUGAAGAAGCCAUAGGUUACGUCGCUUCUGAUGAGCUUAUUGAGGUUACUCCUAAGGCCAUUAGGUUGAGGAAAAGAUACCUGGAUGUUAACAAACGAAAAACCAUGAGUAAGAGGCCCAAGGAAUGAAAAGAACUGUAUUGAAUCAAAGGAAUUUGUAUCUUGAUCACACUGUUGCUGAGAGUAUACAUACGACAGCAGAGCAGGUAGCCAGUAAUUCUUUGUAUCUCGAUAGAAUAAUCCAUCCGACGAUAGCAACAGUUUUGAUCAUAUAAGAAGGUUAUUUAUGUUCACUGAGAAAUUGACACAGUUUACGACGACAAGGGCAUAGCUAGCUAUCGCCAUGGACGAUUGAUUCCAUCUCAUAUAGUGCAAUACUUGUUUGUACAAGAAGCAUCUUAAUUAUAUUGCAACUCUCUCUUAUGGCUUUUAGCUGAAGAUGUUAUCACUCAUUGUUUAUUUACCAUUCAAGAUAUAUUAGAUUUACAGGAACAAAGAGCUUGCCUCAUUUUACAGAUAUCAAAAUGGUGGCGGUUACGUACAUGACCAUUGACCACACCGAGCAAGAGCCAUCAGGCUGGCUGGGUUUACUCAAAAGACUAGUUUCCGACUUGAACCAUGGCUACUAACACUAUGUAGUUACAUUUUCUUACAGAUGCUAAACUUGUUCAUACAUAUAUCGUAUAUACAGAGUACCGACCCACUUCAACGUCAGCGAAAGAUCUGAACUUUGAGAACCAUGAUUGAGCUCUCAGGAUCAGGGCCACCGCGCCGCUCGCCGCCAAUAUCAAACACACAGACAUCAUACGGUUGCAAAUUGUUGUCUCUAGCAAAUUUCUUCCAUCCGUUGGUCAGCCCUCCGGCAUUCUUGUUCACUCUGAGCUUGAAUUUCACCGGCCAUUCUUUUUCUCCCAGCGUCAGAAUCAUAUCCUGCCUCUCCCUCUCGUCCAUGUGUUUCUUCAUCCACGAGUAUGGGAUUGCCUGGUAGAAGGUCCGCUCAACGUGGGUGGUUUUCAUCACUGUGAGAAACCCAUCUUUGCUCACAGCUAGCUUCGCUAAUCUGAGAGCGGCGGGGUCGGAGUGGACGCCCCUCUGUGGCUGUUGAGACUGACAACCUUCUUUGUUAGUACUUUCUUGGCCUGUUUGUUCGACAACUUGGUAAUGAACGGUGGGCAAGAGGGCAGCAGCGGCGGCGGUGGAGGCGGUGGCGGAUGUGGAGGCAGAGUAUCA
Molecule: messenger RNA, 3401 nt
Organism: Linum tenue
Lineage: Eukaryota; Viridiplantae; Streptophyta; Magnoliopsida; Malpighiales; Linaceae
Source: the annotation of a GenBank genome assembly